Eptesicus fuscus (big brown bat) is the source of this 3306-nucleotide messenger RNA. RefSeq names its product BCAS3 microtubule associated cell migration factor (gene BCAS3). Lineage: Eukaryota; Metazoa; Chordata; Mammalia; Chiroptera; Vespertilionidae. The transcript has 26 exons. Bases 145 to 2985 code for a protein of 946 amino acids. Gene Ontology annotation, cellular component: cytoplasm. Gene Ontology annotation, molecular function: protein binding. The record is from RefSeq and is a predicted model, not a curated record. Gene Ontology annotation, biological process: autophagy; response to starvation.
UUGCUUCUGGGAUUGGCUAGGAAGGCAGUUCCGCUGAGGCGUGGUAGGAAGUGGGGGCCGUCAAUCACGAGGGGACUCCAAACAGUGAGGCUUGAGCUGGAGAACAGCGUUUACCGGCGGGCGGCCGGUUUUGUGAAUGAAGCUAUGGCUACAGAUUCCCCGAGAAGACCCAGUCGUUGUACUGGUGGAGUUGUGGUUCGCCCUCAGGCUGCCACGGAGCAGUCCUACAUGGAAAGUGUGGUGACUUUUCUACAGGAUGUUGUGCCACAGGCUUACAGUGGAACACCUCUAACAGAAGAAAAGGAGAAAAUAGUCUGGGUCAGAUUUGAAAAUGCAGAUUUAAAUGAUACAUCAAGAAAUCUGGAAUUUCAUGAAAUACACAGUACUGGGAAUGAGCCGCCUUUGCUGAUUAUGAUUGGCUACAGUGAUGGAAUACAGGUCUGGAGCAUCCCUAUCAGUGGGGAAGCACAGGAGCUCUUCUCUAUUCGAAAUGGCCCAAUUCGGACGGCUAGGAUCUUGCCUGCUCCACAGUUUGGUACUCAAAAGUGUGACAGCUUUGCAGAGAAAAGGCCCCUUCUUGGUGUUUGUAAGAGCACUGGAUCUUCUGGCACUAGCCCACCUUACUGUUGUGUGGAUCUGUAUUCACUUCGUACUGGGGAAAUGGUCAAGUCUAUUCAGUUUAAAACUCCUAUCUAUGAUCUUCAUUGCAAUAAGCGGAUCCUUGUCGUAGUCUUGCAGGAGAAAAUUGCUGCCUUUGAUAGCUGUACUUUCACAAAAAAGUUUUUUGUAACAAGCUGCUAUCCUUGUCCAGGGCCUAACAUGAAUCCUAUUGCUCUUGGGAGCCGCUGGCUGGCUUAUGCAGAAAACAAGUUGAUUCGAUGUCAUCAGUCCCGUGGUGGAGCCUGUGGGGACAACAUUCAGUCUUAUACUGCCACGGUCAUUAGUGCUGCUAAAACUUUGAAAACCGGCCUGACGAUGGUUGGGAAAGUGGUGACUCAGCUGACAGGCACGCUGCCUUCAGGUGUGACAGAAGAUGAUGUUGCCAUACAUAGUAAUUCGAGGCGGAGUCCUUUGGUCCCAGGCAUCAUCACUGUAAUAGACACGGAAACAGUUGGAGAGGGCCAGGUUCUUGUGAGCGAGGAUUCUGACAGUGAUGGUAUCGUGGCCCACUUCCCGGCUCAUGAAAAACCAGUGUGCUGUAUGGCUUUUAACAUAAGUGGAAUGCUUCUAGUCACAACAGAUACUCUUGGCCAUGACUUUCAUGUCUUCCAAAUUCUGACUCAUCCUUGGUCCUCAUCACAAAGUGCUGUCCAUCAUCUAUACACUCUUCACAGGGGAGAAACUGAAGCCAAAGUACAAGACAUCUGCUUCAGCCAUGACUGUCGUUGGGUUGUGGUCAGUACUCUUCGGGGGACUUCCCAUGUUUUUCCAAUCAACCCUUAUGGUGGCCAGCCUUGUGUUCGAACACACAUGUCGCCACGAGUCGUGAAUCGUAUGAGUCGUUUCCAGAAAAGUGCUGGGCUGGAAGAGAUUGAACAAGAACUGACUUCUAAGCAAGGAGGUCGCUGUAGCCCUGUUCCAGGUCUCUCAAGCAGCCCUUCCGGAUCACCUCUGCAUGGGAAACUAAACAGCCAAGACUCCUACAAUAAUUUUGCCAACAACAACCCUGGCAACCCUCGGCUCUCUCCUCUCCCCAGCUUGAUGGUCUUGACGCCUCUUGCACAAAUCAAACAGCCAAUGACAUUGGGGACCAUCACCAAACGAACAGGGCCUUAUCUGUUUGGAGCGGGGUGUUUUUCCAUAAAAGCUCCAUGCAAAGUUAAACCACCUCCACAAAUUUCACCCAGCAAGUCGAUGGGCGGAGAAUUUUGCGUGGCUGCAGUGUUUGGGACGUCCAGGUCGUGGUUUGCAAAUAACGCUGGUCUGAAAAGAGAAAAAGAUCAAUCCAAACAAGUUGUAGUUGAAUCUCUCUACAUCAUCAGCUGCUACGGGACCUUAGUGGAGCACAUGAUGGAGCCACGGCCACUCAGCACUGCCCCCAAGAUUAGCGAUGACACCCCACUGGAAAUGAUGACAUCACCUCGAGCCAGCUGGACUCUGGUUAGAACUCCUCAAUGGAAUGAAUUGCAGCCACCAUUUAAUGCAAACCACCCUCUGCUCCUGGCUGCAGAUGCUGUACAGUAUUAUCAGUUCCUGCUUGCUGGCUUGGUUCCCCCUGGAAGUCCUGGGCCCAUUACUCGGCAUGGGUCCUAUGACAGUUUAGCUUCCGACCACAGUGGACAGGAAGAUGAAGAAUGGCUUUCUCAGGUAGAGAUUGUGACUCACACUGGACCCCACAGGCGUCUGUGGAUGGGCCCACAGUUCCAGUUCAAAACCAUCCACCCCUCAGGCCAGACCACAGUCAUAUCGUCCAGUUCGUCAGUGUUGCAGUCUCAUGGUCCGAGUGAUACUCCACAGCCCCUUUUGGAUUUUGAUACAGAUGAUCUUGAUCUCAACAGUCUCAGGAUCCAGCCGGUCCGCUCUGACCCAGUCAGCAUGCCAGGGUCAUCCCGUCCAGUCUCAGAUCGAAGAGGAAUUUCCACCGUGAUUGAUGCUGCCUCAGGUACCUUCGACCGGAGCGUGACCCUGCUGGAGGUGUGCGGGAGCUGGCCCGAGGGCUUCGGGCUGCGGCACAUGUCCUCCAUGGAGCACACCGAGGAGGGCCUGCGGGAGCGGCUCGCCGACGCCAUGGCCGAGUCGCCCAGCCGGGACGUGGUGGGAUCCGGAACAGACACAGCCCUUGAUGUAGCAGUAAAAACCACCACCCCUGAGAGGCACAUGGCUGUGAAGUGUGUUGAACUUCAGCGCGAGGGAAGCAUCGAGACUCUGAGUAACAGCUCGGGUUCUACCAGCGGCAGCAUCCCAAGAAACUUCGAUGGCUACCGAUCGCCGCUGCCCACCAAUGAGAGUCAGCCCCUCAGCCUCUUCCCUACCAGCUUCUCCUAGGUGCCAGCGACCUGCUUCGGACUGGCCGGCCCACUCGCCUGCCUGCCGGGGGAAGGAGGAGACGCCCCCCUCCGACUCUCCCCGUCCGUCUCUGCUCCUCUUUCACCAACCACCUUCCCCAAGCCUAGUGACAACAGCCCCCCCCCCUCCCUGGAUGGAGAAGAGACCCUUCCCCAGAGCACCUGGGUGCACGCGGACCCCGUCAGCAGGGCUGGGGCCGAAAGAGACUGCAGAAGCGCCGCCCCCUCCUGUUUGCACAUGGUGUCCUGCGUUGGAUCCGCUUUUGUAUUUUCUAACCCACGGGGGGCCUGUGGGGGGGGG